Messenger RNA from Malaya genurostris, 888 nucleotides. RefSeq lists its product as uncharacterized. The record is from RefSeq and is a predicted model, not a curated record. The coding region runs from base 165 to 839 and encodes 224 amino acids. Lineage: Eukaryota; Metazoa; Arthropoda; Insecta; Diptera; Culicidae. The transcript has 4 exons.
AAGUUAAGCAAGUUCGUCUCACAACACGAUCAAGUUCAAUACAAUUAUACUGGGCAAGUAGUGAUCAACUUGGGGAAAUCCCAAGACGGCAAGUAUACCAGCGCUUAAUCUGUUCUAGUCAGUAAUCAACCUCAGUGCGAAGAGAAUUAACACAAGGAAGCGAGAUGAUCCGGUGUGAAAUAUUUUUCUUGAUAGCAGUUAGUGUGGUUGUUAUCAGUUUUUGCACGGUUUCAUCUGCUCCUCGAGCGCAGUUUAACGGCCAAAUUCAGACGAAUUUCCUUGCUCCGAGUCGUCCGCAAUCACCGUACAAAGAUGGACAGCGUGAGGGACCGGAUGGGAAUUCGGAACUUUUUGCAUUUCCGGCUGAUCCAUCGAUGAUCGAAUCAAUGCACAAUGCCAGAAAUCGAACUCCGGUGUACAUUCCAAACAAGUGCCAGAAAAAUGAGAUCCUUUAUCCCGGGGACCAGGAUAGUGACUGGGUCUGCGAUUGCAAACCAACGUACGUCUACCAUCCACCAACUCGUCAGUGCUAUCAAAUGUAUACCCAAGGUUACUGUGAAAACGGCACAAUGAUCUAUCUAGCGCCGAAAGCGAAACACCCGGAUUGCAUCCCAAACGAGUGCUACAACCCACAAGAUUCAAACGGUUCGCUGGUUCCGUACAACGGAGUGUGUGUCGUCUUGAACGGGUAUCAUCACGGGUGCGACAUCGGUGAGCUGAAACAGGUCGUAGGGAUAAACGAGACAACACACGAAUUGGGUUGUCUGAACAUUUCUGGUGUCAAGGUGAAAAAUCUGUUUGGAUCGGUCAGUGGACAGUCGAGUCAAAAUAGAGCGUAGACUCGGAACUGGCAUUCAGAUAUUCUGAAGAAUAAAUCCAUUUUUUAAA